This is a messenger RNA of Acanthaster planci (crown-of-thorns starfish), 1571 nucleotides long. Its product is annotated as myosin-2 essential light chain-like. Gene Ontology annotation, molecular function: calcium ion binding. NCBI's taxonomy places the organism in Eukaryota, Metazoa, Echinodermata, Asteroidea, Valvatida, Acanthasteridae. The record is from RefSeq and is a predicted model, not a curated record. Gene Ontology annotation, cellular component: myosin II complex.
AUGUCACGCAUGACCGGUUCUUUUGAUUAGCAGGGUCAAGCCCAGUCAGCGAGAGUACAUCUGACUGAGGAACGUACAACAUGUCUUACACACAAGCCCAACUAAAUGACUUUCAGACAAAAUUCGCGCUGUACGACAAGAAAGGUGAUGGCAAGAUAGGUAGCGAAGAACUGGGCGAUGCAUUGCGGGCGACUGGGCUCAAUCCCUCGGCGGAAGAGGUGGCGAAAAUUACCAAAGGUUUUAUCGGAGGUCAGCGCAUCACCUUUGACGAGUUUUUACCGAUACACGCCUCGCUUCGCUCGACAGCUCAGACCAAAGGGACGAUACAAGAGUUCACGGAAGGACUCCAGAUGCUUGACCGAGACCAAAACAACCUCGUCCCCGCGUCUGAACUGUGCCAUGUCCUCACUAGUCUAGGUGAGCAAAUGACGGAGGAGGAGGUAGAAAAGCUGUUGAAGAAAUUCACGGAUGCCAGAGGCAUGGUGAAUUAUCCAGAAUUUGUGAAAAAGGUCAUGACCGGCUAGACUAAGAUGGUGACCUGCACGACUCUACAUUAAGGCUAGAAGUAUAACCAGUUGCCUUGGAGACUGUUUGUUUCUCAUCCGGUAUCGCCCAGACAAAAACAGUCUGCAAUCAGGCGUACUUGUUAGAGUAGCCUCCGUGGCUAUGCUCCACCCUUUCCUUUUUCAAAAGAUCAUUUUAGGAGUUUUUCUAAUUUAGAAGCACCUUCAAAUGUCUCCGUCUAGAUCCGACAUCUCUCUAACCAAUUCAAAAUCAACUCAAGAAAGCGCCAAAGCUGACCGUUCAGAAUCAGGACACAAAGAAUAAUAGGAAGCAACUUUAAAAAAUGAAACCGCAGAGCGGCCAUCCAACCGUGAUGUAGGUCAAAUGACUUCUGUUUUUUGUCAGAAAAUGAUCUGAAUUCUUCCAUAAUCUGAUAUUAGAAACAGUCGAGUAGGUGCUCGUCAUAAUAGUCUGUUUUUGUGGAGUAUUCCCCUAACCGCUUGCAAAUUGCCAAAAAUAGUACCAUAAAUUCGCUUACACUCAUUGGAAAUAUUGGUAUACGUAAUGAAAUUUUUUUUAGAAACAAUGACACUUCAAUAUGCUAGGAUAAAGUGACUAAUAAGCUGAAUUUUUAUAGUAAAUUUUAAGUUUUAUUAUUUUAAAGAAGCGACCAGUCGAAAUCAGUGGCGUAGUGAGGUCGUUUUUGACACAGGGCUCACUUUCAAAAAGGGCGCUCGGCAUCCCUGCUAAGACAGUUUUUUUCGUCGGUCACGCUGCGAUCUUUUAACGGUGGCGCUGUUUAAAGCGUUCAUAAAAUAACAGGCGGCGCUCUUCAUGGGGGACGAUGAGGAUUCUUUUGUACAGGAUGUGUAAAAAGGAGCGCUCUUGGAAAAGAAAACCUAUGGAGAAAGAGGGCAUGUAUACGAAUGCUUGUUGUGGGUUGUUGUCAAUGUCAUGCGACUGAUGGAUUAUAAUCACUUUGGCUGUUCGGUCCUGCAUGGAACCUGUAAAGAUUUUUUUCCAGUAAACAUAACUUUUUGAAAAUAAAACUUGAUAUUUCACACCAA